GGUGCUCACCCGGCGUAGUCUCCAUCCUUACACGUGCCCAUCUGCGCCUCUAGUGAAUUGUUGCCCAUAAGGUUAGAGGGAGGGAAAGCCUCGGGAGGAUGGCCGUGGCACUGCUGGAGGACUGGUGCAGGAUCAUGAACGUCGACGAUCAGAAAUCUCUGAUGGUCACGGGGAUCCCGGUGGACUGUGAGGAAGCUGAGAUUCAGGAGGUUUUCGAGGAAACUUUACAAUCUCUGGGCAGUUACAAGCUGCUUGGCAAAAUAUUCAGGAAGCAGGAGAAUACCUAUGCCGUCUUAUUAGAGCUACUGGAAGAUACUGACGUAGCCCUGAUUCCCACUGAGGUGCAGGGGAAAGGGGGGGUUUGGAAAGUGGUCUUUAAGACCCCUAACCAGGACAUGGAAUUUCUGGAAAGACUGAACCUCUUUCUAGAAAAAGAGGGACAGACCGUCUCAGGGAUGUUCCGGGUCCUUGGGUAUGAAGGAGUGUCUCCAGCUGCGGUGCCUCCUGUGUCACCAGAGUUAUUGGCCCAGUUGGUGGGACAGGUGAUAGCGCAUGCCCCUCAGCCUCUGCUCCCCAUGAGGUACCGAAAACUGAGAGUGUUCUCGGGGAGCACUGUGCCUGGCCCCGAGGAAGAGCCCUUUGAAGUCUGGCUGGAACAGGCCACUGAGAUAGUUAGAGAGUGGCCUGUAGCAGAGGCAGAAAAGAAAAGGUGGCUGAUGGAGAGUCUGCGUGGUCCUGCCUUGGACCUCAUGCACAUAGUGCAGGCAGACGAUCCAUCCAUAGGUGUGGAGGACUGUUUGGAGGCAUUUAAGCAAGUGUUUGGAAGCCUGGAGAGCCGCAGAACCUCCCAGGUGAAGUAUCUGAAGACCUAUCAGGAGGAAGGAGAGAAAGUCUCCGCCUACGUGUUACGGUUGGAAACGCUGCUCCGGAAAGCGGUGGAGAAACGGGCUAUUCCCAGGAAUAUUGCAGAUCAGGUUCGCUUGGAACAAGUCAUGGCCGGGGCAAGCCUUAGUGAAGUUCUUUGGUGCAGGCUUAGGGAAAUGAAAGACCAGGGCUCCCCUCCCAGCUUCCUGGAACUGAUGAAGAUCAUACGGGAAGAAGAAGAGGAAGAGGCUUCUUUUGAAAAUGAGAAUGCGGAAGAGCAGGAGGAGGGGGAUGGUUAUGGCCAUUGGGACAAUGAGUCGGAUGACUGAAAGCCAGGUCAGGAAUCUGCCCACAGCCUUUGACCCUGAAAU
Messenger RNA from Sorex fumeus (smoky shrew), 1235 nucleotides. It is a transcript of the gene PNMA2, whose product is annotated as PNMA family member 2. The coding region runs from base 99 to 1193 and encodes 364 amino acids. The record is from RefSeq and is a predicted model, not a curated record. NCBI's taxonomy places the organism in Eukaryota, Metazoa, Chordata, Mammalia, Eulipotyphla, Soricidae. The transcript has a single exon.